UCUCGACAUUUGUUUGGCCUCCAAUUCUCGCUCGCUCCUCCUCCUCACCUUCGUCAAUCUAUCACUAUCGUGCUCUAUUUUCUCUCUCUCUCUGCGUCCCUUCCACUCAAUUCUGGAUUCCAUUAUCCUCCCAAUUGCAGAAACCAUUUUUUCAAAAUCGCCCUUUGAGAUCGAGAUUGAAGCUCUGAAUAUCACAAAUCGAUUGUUUUAUAUAUAAACACAUGCUGCCUCUGCUUUUCAGAGAAAAGAAGAGGCCACAGUGCGACUAGUUAUCCGCUGAGAUUACUCCUCCUUUUAGUCUCCAUUGCUUCGCCCCCUUUCAACUCCAUUGUCCGCCUUAUCUGGAUUGAAGGAUCUUCACUGCAAUCAUGCCGCCUAAGCCCUUGGAUUAUGAAUCCCUGAACGAGAAUGUGAAGAAGGUGGCGUAUGCGGUGAGGGGGGAGCUUUAUCUGCGGGCUUCUGAGCUUCAGAAGGAAGGGAAAAAGAUAAUUUUCACAAAUGUUGGCAACCCUCAUGCUUUAGGGCAGAAACCAUUGACAUUCCCUCGCCAGGUGGUAGCACUCUGUCAGGCUCCAUUUCUUCUAGAUGAUCCAAAUGUAGAGUUAUCUGCUGAUGCCAUUGCGAGAGCCAAACAUUACCUUUCAAUGACUCCCGGUGGCCUUGGCGCCUAUAGUGAUUCUCGAGGUCUUCCUGGUAUCAGGAAGGAAAUUGCUGAGUUUAUUGAGAGACGUGAUGGAUAUCCUAGCGAUCCAGAGCUUAUAUUUCUGACAGAUGGAGCCAGCAAAGGGGUUAUGCAGAUGCUAAAUUCUAUUAUCAGAAAUGAUAGAGAUGGGAUUUUGGUGCCAGUUCCACAAUAUCCUCUUUAUUCAGCUACAAUAUUGUUAUAUGGUGGCUCCCUUGUGCCAUAUUAUUUAGAGGAAGAAGCAAACUGGAGUCUUGACUUGGAAAAUGUUAAACAAUCUGUCGCAACGGCACGUGCUAAAGGGAUAAUUAUUCGAGCUAUGGUGAUCAUAAACCCAGGAAACCCUACUGGACAAUGUCUCAGUGAAUCCAAUUUAAAGGAAAUAUUGUUAUUUUGCUAUCGAGAGAACUUAGUCCUGCUGGCAGAUGAAGUUUAUCAGCAAAAUAUAUAUCAGGAUGAGCGGCCCUUCAUAAGUGCUAGAAAGAUAUUGUUGGAUAUGGGUCCACCUAUUAGCAAUGAGGUGCAACUUGUAUCCUUCCACACUGUUUCGAAAGGUUAUUGGGGCGAAUGCGGACAGCGCGGGGGAUACUUUGAGAUGACAAACCUUUCUCUGCAGACCGUCGAUGAAAUUUAUAAAGUUGCAUCAAUUUCACUGAGCCCCAAUGUCCCUGGACAGAUUUUUCUAGGGUUGAUGGUAAAUCCUCCAAAGCCUAGUGAUAUCUCUUAUUUGAAGUACACUACAGAAAGUAAGGAAAUCCUAGAUUCCCUGAGGAGAAGAGCUCAUAUAAUGACUGAUGGAUUUAAUAGCUGCAAAAAUGUAAUUUGCAAUUUUACAGAAGGAGCUAUGUAUUCAUUUCCACAAAUUCGCCUGCCACAAAAGGCAAUUGAUGCUGCAAACAAUGCUGGGAAGGCUCCUGAUGUUUUCUAUUGCCUGAAGCUAUUGGAAGCUACUGGUAUUUCUACAGUUCCAGGCUCCGGAUUUGGCCAGAAGGAUGGAGUUUUCCAUCUAAGAACAACCAUACUGCCAGCUGAGGAAGACAUGCCUGCUAUCAUGGCCAGCUUCAAAAACUUCAAUGAUAAUUUCAUGGAUCAAUAUGAGAACUACAGAAGUCAGUCCAGGAUAUGAUUCCACCAAGUAAACCAAACCUGAUGCUUGAUGAAAGUUUAUCAUUGUAAUUUCAUUCAUAUAAUUUCGGAAGAAAUCUCCACCGUUCAUAUCAUUGUUGUAAUUAAGUACAACUGGGGGGACCUUUCUGCUUGUUUGGUCUUUCUAUAUUAUUUUUCCUAAAGUUUAAUACUGAAAAGUAUGUAAUUAUGUUUUUAUCA
Molecule: messenger RNA, 2008 nt
Organism: Phalaenopsis equestris
Lineage: Eukaryota; Viridiplantae; Streptophyta; Magnoliopsida; Asparagales; Orchidaceae
Product: glutamate--glyoxylate aminotransferase 2-like
Exons: 14
Coding region: 369-1808 (479 amino acids)
Biological process (GO): photorespiration; biosynthetic process
Molecular function (GO): L-alanine:glyoxylate transaminase activity; glycine:2-oxoglutarate transaminase activity; pyridoxal phosphate binding
Source: RefSeq, a predicted model, not a curated record